Molecule: messenger RNA, 6153 nt
Organism: Brassica napus (rape)
Lineage: Eukaryota; Viridiplantae; Streptophyta; Magnoliopsida; Brassicales; Brassicaceae
Product: retrovirus-related Pol polyprotein from transposon RE1
Exons: 2
Coding region: 2524-6102 (1192 amino acids)
Biological process (GO): DNA integration
Molecular function (GO): nucleic acid binding
Source: RefSeq, a predicted model, not a curated record
GUAUGAGUUGAAUGGUUCUGCUUAUCUGAAUUUAUGCCAAGUAUAAGCAUGGUGUAGGUAUUGCUAGCAUCUUACUGUUUGUUUAUCGAAUUUCUUUUGUGUUUAAAACUAUUGUCAUCCUAUGCAUCUUUUGGUUGUCAAAGUUAAUAUCAACUUAAAGAGAAGUCCACUUAAAGACCGAUGACGAGUAUACAGAAAUGCAAAGAUAGAAUAUUCAUGAAAUCUUCCACAUUUAUGCAUAACUAGCCACAGUAAAAACUAGAAAAGUCACAUGCCCAACAACAAGUUGUAUCAAUAUUCAAGAAAUCGAUAAGCGGUAUUAGCGAUUAGGUGGAUUAUACGGGACCUAUGCAGAGCCUAUUUGUUAACAAACUAAUGAUUUAUAUUAUAUAUAGAUAGUUUUUAGGUUUAAAUAUAAAAUUAUUUUGAUAAAUUAUCAAAAUUUAAUAUACACAACAAAAUAAAUUUAAAAAUUUUACAGAUUUGUACUAACAUUAUUACUUAAUUAAACUGAAUUAUAAGGGUCUAAACCGGUUUUAAUCGUAUAAAUCGGAUUUUAAGAAAUCUGUUUCGGCUAUGACUGAUUUGUACCAUGACCAGCUAAAUUUCAACGUAAGAUCUAAAGCAAGAAUCAAACAAGCUAAUGAUCCAACUAGGCAUAUGCGUUUCUAUCCUAAACCGAAGUCUCUACAUUAACCCGAACUGAAAAACUGAAUUUUAUUUGAACCGUUAUAAACAAAUAUCCGAGCAGAAUUUAAGAGUUCUGUACUUUCGGAUUCAGAUACAAUCUGAACCGAAUUGAAAUCCGAAUUAGGAUUCAAAAUUAGUUAAAUGUGUUAAUUUUUUUAUAUAUUUUAAGGUAAUUUAGAUAUUUUAUAGUAUUUUAAAAGAUUUUUGUAGUCAGACAAAAAAUAAGAAGAUUUUUGUAGUUUUUAUUUGCUAUUUUGAGUACUUCUUAAUUAGUUUAAAUAGCCUAACUAGAUUUUAUUUAGAUUUUUGAAUAAUUUAUAUAUUUUGAAUAUUUUGAUAAAAAAAUUUGAGAUUACUUUUUGAUGAUAAUCUGAUCCGAACUGAACUUUGAAAGAAUUAAACCCUACCCAAAAGUUAGAAAUAUCAAAAUGAGACUUACUAGCAAUAGUACCGAAAAUCCAGAUCAACCGACGACCGAAUCCCAAGUUUGUCUUUGGUCUAUAACAGGUUGAUUAACGGGCUGGGCUUAAAUGCAAGCCGUCUAAAUUAGUCAAAGCCCAUAUCAACCUAACGGCUAGUUUACAUUGGUUUACGGCUCCUUCCUUUCCGUUUAGACGCAACGGCUACUUUUUUUUUUUUUCUGAAGAACUUUCUAACGGCAACCUUUUUUCUCCCACGCCUUUUAAUACUGGGACGAUGCGACUUAAGAGCCUCACACUUGUUUCUCUCUGUCUGGUCUGUCUUUUUAAUUCUUUCUUGCCCCCCCUCCUCAAAUUGAGAUUUGAUUUCUUUGUCUCUCAGUACAGCUUUCCUUGUACAAAAAAAAAGGAUCAAAAUCAAAAUGGAGACUCCAUUAUCAUCAAGAAGAGUCGCUGGAUCUCAGCCUAUCUUUCCUACCAACAACUCUGAUUCGUUGAGAAGAACAGAGGACUCAAGCUUCUCUCAAAGGAAGAAAAACAACGCACAAGAAGACAGAUCGGCGCUCACCGACAUAACCAACGACUCACCGAUCGUGGGUCUAACGAUGCAGACUCCUCCUUCAGGGUUCGUGUGUAAGAAAAAGAACAGCAGAAUCAUCAAGAGCACGCCUGGUUCUGGUGAAGCCCUUCUGAGAGGACAAGUCAAGACCCUUUUGGACAGGGUUGAAGAAGGAACAGAGCUUAUUACCCAUUCAAUAAAGUCUCUCCCUUUCAUCCAUCUCGUCACUUCCCCGAUGAGACUUCUCGCCCCAACUCCAGCAAACACUCCUCAGUUUCCAAACUUUUCAGAUGAUAAAGUGCAGAUAAAGAUCGCAUCCCCCGUUGUCGCCGGACACUUGAGAACAUCUCAAGUAAGCUAUGUUAAUGGGACUUUGAAGGGAAGUGAGAUAUUUGAAGAGAAGGAAGAAAUGAGUAUGAGCAUAAGUCGUUCUUUGCUUUUUGAUUUCACGGAUAAGCCAGCAGCAUUAUGGGAUGAAGAAGAAGAAGAGGUGGAGAAGACUCAAGCUGAAUUUGCAGGGAAACAUAGUAGAUUUGUGUACAACAGUGAAGAUGAUGAGAUUGUAGAGGCCAAAAAAGUUUGCUACUGAAGAAGAAGAAGAAGAAGAGUCUCCUAAUCCCAUAAUUUCCCCCAAUAUUGUAUUGGGCUGCUUUGUAUUUUUGGUCAUGAAAGAGUGAUCUAAACAAAACACAGUUGUGAUUUAAUAACAGAAGAAGCACGUUCCAACGAACCUCUCUAGUAGUCUCUACUCUCUCUGCGUACCUCUUAUCUCCGCAAAGUUACGUUUUGUCUCUCAAGUCCAUAGCGGAUCUUCUCGAGAACGUUGAGGCUCCCGUGAGCGACAAGACAUUAGUCAUGUACAUGCUCAAUGGUCUCAAUGAACGUUUUGAUCACAUCAUUAACGUGAUCAAACAUCAGAAGCCAUUCCCCUCAUUCGAUGAGGCUCGCAACAUGCUUGAAAUGGAGGAGGCGAGACUGAAGAAGCCAAGCAAAAGCAGUGGCACGCACACUGAUCAUUCCUCAUCCUCUACGGCGCUCGUUACAACUCAAGAAGGAAAGGCUGGACAAUCUCGCAAUCAGUCACGUAACUCCAACAACAGAGGCAAUCGUCGUGGAGGCAGAGGCAGAGGCCGCAACUUCCAGAACCGACACAACUACAACAACUGGAACAUGCCGCAGCAGUAUUGGCCGGGCAACUACUCGCCAUGGCAGAACCCUCAGCAAGCGCCUUGGAUGAUGUACCCGCAAGGCUACAACCCACGCAUGUUUGCUCCACGACCAACCACCAAUCAAUCUCACGAGGCCAACUUUGCAGAGGGACAAUUUCAGCCAACAACGGACUUCGCAGAAUCUUUCAACACCAUGACCUUGGCUGAACCAUCUCCAAACUGGUACAUGGACUCGGGGGCCUCUUCCCACUUGGCCUCUUCAUCAGGUAUGCUCCAAUCUGUUCUUAAAAUGAACACCGGAAAUAAGGUGAUCGUUGGUAAUGGUUCCUCAAUCCCUAUACAUUUCUCGGGAAACACUGAAAUCAAUACCAAAACUCAUCCUCUAUCUCUCAGAAAUGUUCUUAUUGCUCCUCAAAUUGUUAAAAACCUUAUCUCUGUUCGUCGGUUUACUACUGACAAUUGGUGUUCUGUGGAGUUUGAUCCUUUUGGUUUUUCUGUGAAGGAUCUUCAGUCGCAGAGAAUUCUACUCCGCAGUGAGUCAACCGGGGAUCUCUAUCCUGUUCCGUCUUCUCUCAAUAAAGCUCAUCAUGCUUCUGCUUUCAUAACUGAGUCGCCUUCUUUAUGGCAUAAAAGGUUGAUUCAUGCUAAUAAUGAGACAAUUCGCUCUGUUAUUUCUUCAAACUCUUUGAUUUGUAAUAAGGACAGCUUACCUUUUUGUAAUGCUUGUCAGUUGGGGAAACAGAUAAAACUUCCGUUCUUCAAGUCUGAAACCAAAACUUUAAAACCAUUUGACUUGAUACACUCAGACAUAUGGACUUCACCGGUUCAUAGUUUAAGUGGAGUUAAAUAUUACGUUCUUUUUCUAGAUGAUUUUUCACAUUACCUUUGGGUUUGUCCUAUUCGCAAUAAGAGUGAUGUCUUUUCAAAAUACUUACAUUUCUCCUCUUAUGUGCAAACUCAGUUUCAAUCAUCUAUAAAAGCUUUUCAAUGUGACAAUGGUGGAGAAUACAAUAACAAAAGGUUCAUGGAGCAUUUCGAUAUCAAUGGAAUUGUUGUUCGUUUCUCUUGUCCUCACACUUCACAACAAAAUGGAAAAAGUGAAAGGAUGAUAAGAACGAUCAACAAUGCUGUUCGAUCUCUUCUCUUUCAAGCUAAAUUGGCUCCAUCCUACUGGGUUGAGGCGCUUCAUGCCGCUACUCACGUCCUUAAUAUCCUACCUUCGUCUGCUAUUGGUAAUAAAACUCCUCACUUCAUGCUCCAUGGACAUACCCCGUCUUAUGAUCACUUAAAAGUUUUUGGUUGCCUUUGUUUCCCAAACAUAAAUCAUUCUCAUUUAAACAAGCUUGCUGCUCGCUCGAAACCAUGUCUUUUCCUCGGAUAUCCUCUUCACCACCGAGGUUAUAGAUGCAUGGAUCUAAAAACCAAUCGCAUUAUCUUGUCUCGUCAUGUCAUCUUUGACGAGACAACAUUCCCAGCAGCUCAAAAAGCCUCACCCACAAUCUCACCUUAUCACUUCCUAAACAACACGGAGGACACUUCCCCGAUGUUCAAAACAAUUCUUGAGUCCAAACAAGCAACACCACUUCCGCUUGUUGACCACCAAGAACCAUCUCCUGUGAUACAACCUCCGGCUCCUACUCGCAUGACAACUCGCGGGCAAGCUGGAAUUGUAAAACCCAGGAAAAUAUUCAGCCUUGUCACCUCUUCUGUGUCUAGAAUCCCAUCAAACCACCACAAAGCUCUAGGUGAUCCAAACUGGAAACCAGCGAUUACCAAAGAGUACGAUGCUCAGGUUAAGAAUAAGACUUGGAGCUUAGUACCAAGGCCAUUUGGUGCUAAUAUUAUUAACUCUAUGUGGCUGUUUAAGGAAAAACAUGAUGCAGAUGGAAAUCAUACCUCCAACAAGGCUCGUUUGGUCGCAAAUGGGAAAACACAACAAGCUGGAGUUGACUACUACGAGACUUUUAGCCCAGUUGUCAAGCCAGCGUCAAUACGAACCGUCCUCAAUAUCGCCCUAAACCGUGGCUGGAACAUCAACCAGCUGGACGUACAGAACGCCUUCCUACACGGUACGAUCUCAGAAACGAUAUACAUGCAUCAGCCCCCGGGUUUUGUUGACAGGAACAAACCACAUCACGUGUGCAAGCUUGAGAAGGCCCUAUACGGCCUCAAACAAGCUCCUCGAGCUUGGAAUGCACGUUUCAGUUCUUAUCUACAACGCAUGGGAUUCAAAACCAGUAAAUCAGAUGCAUCUUUGUUCGUAUACAGACGUGGAAAGGAUAUGGCUUACCUUCUGCUUUACGUAGAUGAUAUAAUCCUCACCGGUUCCAGCAGCUCCCUCCUCGACCGCAUCAAAACAUCCUUGAAAAAGGAAUUCCCAAUGACAGACAUGGGUCGGCUUUCAUACUUUCUAGGUGUCAAGGUUGAGUACAACAAAGCGGGCAUCCUACUUUCACAACAGCACUAUGCCUCGGAGAUAAUAGAGAAAGCAGGAAUGUCCCUAUGUAAACCCCUUUCCACACCAGUCGACGUGAACUCCAAGCUUUCUUCAGAAGGAGGCGCGAAACUUGAGAACCCGACUCAUUACCGGAGCUUGGCUGGCGCGCUUCAAUACCUGACGUUCACGAGACCAGACAUAGCAUACGCAGUGCAGCAGGUGUGUCUCUUCAUGCAUGAUCCAAGAACUCAGCACAUGACUGCCUUAAAGAGGAUCAUUCGCUAUCUACAAGGCACAAAAGAUCAAGGGAUACAAAUAUACAGGUCAAGCCUCGACACUCUCACGGCCUACUCGGACGCUGAUUGGGCGGGAUGUCCUGACACCAGACGCUCCACAUCAGGAUACUGUGUCUAUCUUGGAGAAAACUUAAUCUCUUGGUCUUCAAAAAGACAACAAACGGUCUCACGCUCCAGCGCCGAAGCUGGAUACAGAGGAGUCGCCAAUGCUUUAGCAGAGACCUGUUGGCUUCGCAACCUUCUGCUCGAGCUUCACAUACCAAUGAAGAAAGCAACCCUGAUAUUCUGCGACAAUGUCAGCUCGGUUUACCUCUCCUCAAAUCCUGUCAAGCACCAACGCACAAAGCACGUUGAACUGGAUAUCCAUUUUGUCAGAGAAAAAGUUGCUUUGGGUGAGGUCAAAGUCUUACACGUUCCAUCGGCGUAUCAGUAUGCUGAUAUAUUCACAAAAGGACUACCAUCGUCAUUGUUCAACAACUUCAAAGACAGCUUGACCGUUAGGAAAUCCAACGUUCCAACUGAGGGAGGGUGAAAGAAUAUACGAAAGAUAUUCUUAUUCUGUUUAUAAAAUUUUGUAAUCAUC